AAUACUUACAUAUAUAUGUAUAUCUGUAUUCAAUCAAUAACGGGAACAACUCACGCUAAGCGAAAUUAUUAAGUUGAUAGGCAGCAAAAACGAACGUACAUAAUUGGUUCUAUAUAGCUUACGUAUAUAUGUACUUACGUAAAACGUAACGUGAAACCGAUUUCGCUGAGUUCGAUUUUUAUUGUCGUUGUCGUCACCGUCGAUUAUUAAAGACGUAUCAAGAAAUAAAUAGUGGAAAAUAGGGGAAAAAAAUGAAGACAGUUUUCUUAAUGCUCUCGUCUCUUUUCUUCGUAUUCGCAAAUAGUUGCGUUAUGCCAUCGCCAUUAACGUUGCAAUUAAUAAUUGAGUAUGUUAAGUGGAGAUCGUGGGAUCAGAUUGUACUUUUCGAUAAUCUCAGUUCAAAGAAUUGUGUCCUGAGAUACGCUCGACCUUUAAUGUCUUGUCUUGCUGAAAGAGGAAUCAGUGUGUCCAUUCAGUCGGCAACAAAUCCAAAUAUACCAAUCGCGCUUACGAUACGACGACAUAGAAUUGGUUCUAUAGUACUUUUAGAUGGACUCAACUUGACUUCCUCAGAUAACGUACUUCAAGUGGCUUCACAGAAAUUAUUGUUCAACUAUUACGUGUCUUGGUUUAUGAUCACGGCUAGAAAUACCGAUACCACUAUCGACGCCGUUCUGAAGGAUCUCAAUAUUGGUAUUGACAGCGAUGUGGUGGUUGCAACCUCUUCAAAUUCACAGGACGUUAUGUGGGAAUUGACGUUGAAAUAUCGGAACAGAACGUGCUCGAAUUUCCGACAAUACGGCCAACUUGAUUUUCAAAAUCUACCGGAACGACGAAAUUUGGAUAGAAUGAUGAAUCUGGAUUAUAUUGGUCGGGAAAAUCGUACGAUGUGUUUUCAUUUCUUGCACGUUUAUAAAAUUCGUAACUCCGAUAAUUCCAGUCUCGUCGUAUAUUCCCUUGGAUCUUGGUGUCCAGGAUUAUUUUUACUAAAGGAUCCAAUGAGUGUGAAACUAAGAAAAGAUUUCAAAGGCUGGCCGAUUAUAUUUGGUGUUUUAAAUGGUACAAACGAUGGCCAAACGGACAUUACCGACGAAGUCGUGGUCAAUGAUAUUACACCUCUUUUAGAUUUUGCUGAUUCUGUAACGCACGAUUUAAAUGCCAGCAUAGAAUUGAUACCGCACGAUAAACUGGGUACUUUGACGAACAAGAUUUGGAGCCAUCUUCUCGGUGACGUGGUUGCUGGUACUGUAGAUGCGGGAUUAGGAUAUAUAACUAUCAAUGAAGAAAGAUUAGGAGAUAUGACGUUCAGCCAUCCUCUUAUUCGAUACAUGAGAAAUGUUUAUUAUCAUCCCUUGGAAACCGGUACCAUGAGAGAUAUAUUUCUACAGCCAUUCAAUGAUCGAUUACUUGGUUGCGUAGCAGCCACGUAUUUUCUCAUCUUACUCUCAAUGGGAACGAUCAUUUACGUGGCUAAAAGAACUUUACAUCCUGAAGAAGAAAAGAACGUUGGACUCGGUGAAGCAGCACUUUGGUGUAUGAGUAUCAUGUGCAUGCAAGGAUCACCUUGGAUACCAAAAAGUUCAUCGGGAAAGACUCUUUUACUUUUUAGCUUAGUGUUUGCAUUGGUCACUUACAAUGCUUACGCCGGUUUCAUAACUUCGAUUCUAUCUGUACAAGCCAGUGGAAUAAGAUCGAUUACAGAUCUCUUGUUUAAUAAUUUCAAACUAGGAUAUAGUAUCACCGAAGACGAAUAUAUCCGGAACGUUAACGACAGUCAUCUUCGUCAACUGUACAUAAAAGCUUUUAACAAUCGUGAAUCUCGUUUGGGAGCGACGACUGGCCUCAUGAAAGCCGCUCAAGGACGUUACGGAUUUUUCGUUAGCGCAACUUUGGCACGCCGUGCUCUACGUACAACGUUUAUUCAAGAAAGAUGUUCGUUGAAGGAACUCCCUUUACCUCAGACGUUUACUCUCGUCGCUUUACCCAUGGCCAAUACUUGUCCGUAUAAAAAAAUUAUUAAUUUGAGUAUAUUACGCAUACAAGAACACGGUGUUCUUCGAAGAAUAGCCGAGAGAAUGUUACCAGAAAUGCCUACGUGCAAAGCACCAACGACGUUUAACAGUGCAAGAUUAGCCGAUGUUUACUCAGCCUUUUUAAUACUUAUAGUUGGUCUCAUUACCGCUGUUUCUAUUGGAAUCUUUGAAAGAAUUUGGAACAAAAGGAAACAAAUGCAAGAGAGCAUAGUACGGGGAUUUCGAGAGCAUCAUUUUAUUCCUCAUAUGCCUCAUAUAAACUUUCAUUAUCAUCAUCGACAUCAUCAGCAUCUUGAUCAUCCUCCUCCUCCUAAUUCUAAUCGGCAUUCUAAUCAUCAUUCUAGCCAUCAUCGAUAUCAUAACGAUCAAUCGUUUCAACCUUAUUUUAUUAACGAUCAUUCAAAUAAACCCGCGACUCCUCUCUUUAUAAAUUAUCCUAAUUUUGCCUCAAAAAAUAGCGAAACAAUUUUGACGAAUAAGAAGAGAUCCAACGAAACAUCGAACGUAGUAUCAUCGAUCGUGAAAGAUCGUUCGUCUGCUAAACGUUCAUCGUCUAUACGAAAACGAUCAGCCAAAAACAUAUCAAAAAAGGCUUUCUGGGCCUCUUUCGUUGGUGUACCUCAAAAGGAAUCUAAAGUAACGAUCGAAAAACGAGAAAUAUCAGCUGAGAAAACGAUUAAUACGGAAAACUCGGAGGAAAGAAAAAGAACAAUGACGGAGGUUCUACCUUUCCGUCUCUAAACAUUUUUUAUUUACGUCUAAUUACACCGAUUUGCAUCAUCUACGCUUUUACACUCUCUAAAACAUGCUAGUUUAAAGAGUUUUUCGAUUUGUCAAUAUUAAUGAAUAAAAUACAAUU
Vespula pensylvanica (western yellowjacket) is the source of this 2892-nucleotide messenger RNA. RefSeq lists its product as uncharacterized. Bases 252 to 2774 code for a protein of 840 amino acids. NCBI's taxonomy places the organism in Eukaryota, Metazoa, Arthropoda, Insecta, Hymenoptera, Vespidae. The record is from RefSeq and is a predicted model, not a curated record. Gene Ontology annotation, cellular component: membrane. Gene Ontology annotation, molecular function: ligand-gated monoatomic ion channel activity. The transcript has 10 exons.